Zymoseptoria tritici IPO323 is the source of this 510-nucleotide messenger RNA. RefSeq lists its product as uncharacterized. Bases 1 to 510 code for a protein of 169 amino acids. The record is from RefSeq and is a predicted model, not a curated record. The transcript has a single exon. NCBI's taxonomy places the organism in Eukaryota, Fungi, Ascomycota, Dothideomycetes, Mycosphaerellales, Mycosphaerellaceae.
AUGAGCGAUGAGCUCGAGGAGGACGUUGAACAGCUCGGUGAAACGGAGUCCGCCGAGCGGGACGAGGACGUCGACCAGCUCGAGAUGCCUUACGCGACUGCAAUCCUGAACCAAACCCUGGCAGACUGGAUCCGAUAUCGAGAAGUAGCAGCGAGCAAUGACGAACAGAGCAAUAGCGGAGCAAGCUCAUUGCCGCAUUUGACUGCAGAGAUGAAUUUCGAUAGAGCAUCGUUGAAGGCUCAUUUGCGUAGCAAGCACCCGGAAAUUUCCGCCACAGAAGCAGACGUCCUGGUACGGCUGGCAUCGAGCGUGGCAGCUCCAGGAAAGCGUCCAGAAUGUCCAUUAUGCGUGCUGGCUGCGUUUGAAGGCUACACCACGCAGAAGUCUAUAGAGCCUUUCAAUGAUGAUCAGUCUUUCAAGCGACCCAUACCACAUCAGCCCAAGCUUCCUCACCAGCACGACCGAGCAAGAGCACAUCUCUGUAUCAGAAACCGAAGUGGCGACGGGUGA